Messenger RNA from Centrocercus urophasianus (Greater sage-grouse), 3612 nucleotides. RefSeq names its product TLC domain containing 2 (gene TLCD2). The transcript is spliced from 4 exons. Bases 1880 to 2776 code for a protein of 298 amino acids. Gene Ontology annotation, biological process: phospholipid homeostasis; plasma membrane organization; regulation of membrane lipid distribution. Lineage: Eukaryota; Metazoa; Chordata; Aves; Galliformes; Phasianidae. The record is from RefSeq and is a predicted model, not a curated record. Gene Ontology annotation, cellular component: plasma membrane.
AGGGCGAUUUGGGCUCCGAUCCGGCGUCAGAGGAUUGUUUGCAACCGGACUUGGGAACUUCUGUCAGUCAAACCAUCUCUGGUUAAUGGCAUCGCUGCAGAAAGAGGGAGAAAAGCAUUAUCAAGGCUGAAACCAGGGGAUUUGUAGGAAAUCCCACGGCAAGUCUUUGGAAAAUCAAAGAAAACCUAAAAAGCUAAAAGUAGCUGAAAGAUAGAAUGCGUGUGGCUGCUGGUGGUGCUCCAGCAGUGGGAUCAGAGCCCCGGAACCAGAGAUGCUAUUAUCAAAGCUUAAAUUCCUUCCACGAGGAAGUGGCCAUGAGAGCCCUCCAGCGCCCGGAGACACGCUCACUAUUCCUGACCGGGGCCAAAGUGUUUCAUAACCCAGAGAACAAAGCAGCACGUGGGGCAGCGUCACAGCCAGGACAGGCAGUGCCAGACCCGUUUCAGGGGCCGGGGCACUGCAGGGUCAGAGUUUCCCCUUGGAAACAGACAGCGUUUCUGAGGCUAAAACACUGUCAGUAAAUGAUUUUCCUACUCGGUACCCCGGGCAGCCCAGUGGGUGUGCAGCUCCAUCUGGGCGCAGGCAAUGCACCCAUCCCUCUGCAUCCUUUAAUGCUAAGCAGAAUGAGCUCUGUGCUUGGCUUUCCCUCUGCUGAUUAGCCUGUGUGAUCCCUCUGGUCCUAAUGCAUUAGGUUAUAUAUAACCUCCUGUGGAUUACUCCAAGCAGUGUCUCCCCCUCCACUCAACUGUGAUAAAAUUCCUUUGUCUUUCUGGCUUUUAAGCAAUUUUUUUGCAGCACAAGAUGCUUUCCUGACAGCAGGGACUAUCUCACCCCUUUCCCUUGACACUGAUUUAUUCCCUCUGCAACAUCUUUCCCAUCAGCCCAUCACUUGUUGCAGUUUCAGUGCCUGUUGCCCCAGACAGAGCAGUGACAGUGAGCUCAGACUCCACGCUUUUUGUACUUAAGCAAAAAGAACAGAUGAUCUCCUCUCAGAUUAAUACCUCAAAGGAGAGGCAGCCCCUGACAUCACCCGGUGUGCAUGCAGUGAUUCAUCUGAAUAAGGUCUGCGUGGCAUCCUCGCUCCUGGCGGAGACGUCAGAAAGCAACAAGAGAUCAUCAGAUCACGAGCAGCAGGAAAAGCAGUGCCGUGGUGGGAUGGAGCUGAGGAAAGUGUGAGUAUGUGACCCUGAAUUUCUACACGGAGCAGAUCUGGAGUGCCUCGAGAGCAGGGAGCUGCUUGUGGGAUGGGAUGUAGGACAAAGGGAUGGAGGGCAGCAGUGUGGUGGAUGCAGCAUUCAUAUUUCUUUUUUUUUGCAGAGGAACUGGAGCUUUUUGGUCAAUAAACCCACAGAGAGAUGUGGUGUUUGCAUAGAGUCUGUGUCCAUGGUGAGGGAUGGGACAGUGGGGCAAGCACCAGGAAUACUUCGGGGUGAAGCAUCACUGCAUUGGGGGUGGAUGUUUUUGUGUCCCCUGAUGCCAUUGGGGUGCAGGAGGAAGGAAGGUGGAGGCAGGAUGAGGAAGGUGUCCCUAUCUCCCAGUCUCCCCAUCUCCAGAUGUUCCUGUCUCCAGAUAUCCCCAUCUCCAGGCAUCUUCAGCUCCUAGCAUCCCCACCUCCCAGUGUCCCUGUCUCCAGGUGUCUCCAGCUCCUGCUGUUCCCCUUUCCAGACGUCCCCCUCUCCAGAUAUCCCCAUCUCCAGGCGUACACAUCACCCGUUGUCCCCAUCCCAGCGUCCCCAUCUCCAGAUGUCCCCACCUCCCGGUGUCCCCACUUCUGGUGCCGCGAUCCCCAGCCCCUCUCUUCACUUUCACUCUCGCAUUUCCCUCUACUCACUUCCGGACCGGGACACGGCGAUACCCGGUAACGGGGCGAGGCGAUGCGAUGCCUGGGGCGGUGCCGGUGCCAGAGGCGGAGGCUACGGGGCGAGGCGGAGCCGUCGUUCAGCGCAUUCGGUGCCCCCCAUGGGAGACAACGGAUGCCCAUGGCUCUGGGGCCGGACUUGCUGCUGGUCGCCGGUUCUUUCGCCGCUUUCCGCUUGUUGAACCGCGGGGUGGAGCGGCUGAUGCCCCCGCCGCCCUCGGCUCGGCGGAACCGCUGGAAGUGGCGGAACAUCUGGACGUCGCUGGCACACAGCGUGCUGAGCGGCGGCGGGGCGCUGGCGGGGUGAGCAGUCGGGAUCUGACAGCGAGGGACCGCGAUGGGAACGUAGGGCCGAGGGGACAACGAGGGAGGCUGUUCUGUCUCUACCCUGGGCUGCACGAGGAUCUGGUGGGCACACAUCCACCCGGGGCACACAGCCUGGUGGCCGUGUCUGUAGGUUAUUUCCUAGAAGACUUCGUGGACAUGCUAUGCAAUCAGAAACUCCACCAGUCCUGGGAGCUGCUCUUCCAUCACUCCGUGGUGAUUGUCUGCUUUGGCAUUGCAGUGCUGCUCCAUCAGUACGUGGGUUUUGCCCUCGUGGCCUUACUGGUGGAGAUUAACUCCAUCUUCCUCCACCUACGCCAAAUCCUGCUCAUGGCCGACCUGGUGCACACCGCCUGCUACCGCCUCAACAGCAUCAUCAACCUGGGCACCUAUGUGGUGUUCCGCAUUGCCACGCUGGCCUGGAUGACACAUUGGCUGUUCCUCAACCGGCAGCACGUGCCCCUGGCCACAUACACCGUGGGCACAGUUGGCAUGGCAAUCAUGACCCCCAUGAACAUCAUCCUCUUCUAUCGCCUGCUACGUAGUGAUUUCUUCAAGUCCAGCCGGGACACGCGCAGGGAGAAGGAGAAAUAGCAUGGAGCAGCUAUGAGCUCAUGGAGGAGGACAGCAAAGAGCUGGUGGGGAAUAAGAAUGGCUAUUUCAGUGUUGCUUGGACUUAAGGUUGUGGAUCCUGGGCAGAGAAGGUGCUGGUGGACCAGGCACUGGGGCUCUGCUCUCCAGCACCUUUGGAUGAUGUGGUCGAACAACCAGGAGCUGCUCAGAGAAGCUCUGAAGGCUCUAACAGCCCUGAGACACCAGUGAGAAGGGAGCAGGGAGAAGAGCAUUGUUUCCCCAUUGCUUUUCUGGAUAUGCAAACACCACUGUGAGUUUCUAACCUCUUAGGUGCUGCACCCUGCAGGGUCCUAUUGCCUAAGGCACUCUGUGCUACCUCCAGCACUUCCCAUAGGAAAGCACCAGGCAAGAGAAGCUCCAAGGCUUUGCCCUUGAGGCCAGGGCUGGUAAAAGCCAAAUCCUGCACCCAUCCCUGAUGAGAUUGUGCCAGGUGAGAGAUGAAGGCUUGGACUUGUCCUUGUCAGAUGCUGCUGGCACUGGACUAGGGACAGUGGGAGCCAUAAUGCCAUACUUGGGGACUGCUGCUAACUUCAGGCAACUGGAGAUAUUCUAGUGUUGUUUUCUUCCCAGAUCUAUUAAGUCCCCAUAAAUGAGUGUGGGAAUGCGUGAGCUGCAGACCAGGAUGGUGUGUGAUAGUUUUUUCCCGUGGAUGAGAUGUUUUCAGAUGGGCCAGAUAUGGGCAUCUAUGAGGAACCAGAAGUCCUGCUGCAGAGCCUGGUGUAAUGCUCUCAAGCAGCAGCAAGAGCUCUUACUAACACAGGCUUUCAAUAAAUAGCAAAUGAAAGAGCUCAAGUGGA